UGUGACAGGUGGCUGAACUUGGGGGGGUUCUCCAGUGUUUUUAAACUUGCAUCAUGAUUGAGGAAGCUCGUGCUAUGUGGACUGAGUGGACGGCAAGCCUCUACAUAGUGUCAUGAUGCAGAGCGGCCAGACCUUCCACCACAGAUGAUUAACGUGUCGCUUGCUGAAAUCAGAGAGGCGCAGAAAGCGGAAAAGGAAGCGUCAGAGUUGAAAUGCAUGAUGCGCAAGCGAAUGGGAGAAUUUCUGGACAUAGAGUGACAUUGGUUUUCCCAUUAUACACAGCAGAGAAGGAGAAAGAGGGGGAGGGGUGGGGGGUGGGGGGAGGGGGGUAGGGGCAGGGGGUUGGCGUUUUUUUGGUUGUGUGGGAUGGUUCUGACUUUAGUACAUUAUAUUAUUAUUACGGCCUAGUCUGUGUCUAGGUUUAUAGGAAUCAGCAGCACUUGGGCUUUUUAUUUUCCGCCGUCGUUUAGAUGACUGGUUGUAAUCUUGUCCCGUGUUCAUAUCCGACCGGCAGCAUUUGCUUUUCUCUUUGAAACUCGUCCCCCGCCGAUUGUUUCUUUUUUGAGUAUCCAGCGGACUGAACACUCGCCUUGCUUAACCAGCAGACAAAUAAGAGUCGUUUACGCUCAGCACGGUGAUAUGUUUGUUGAGUUGCUGUGUCUGGUCCUUGGGAAUUGUGGUCUUACGUACAUGAGCUAUUUUUAGUGUCCAAAGGUUUGAUAAGCUUUUGGAUACAGUUCUUAGCUCCUUAGCUUGUUUUUUUUUUCCUGUUCCAUUUCUAUAUCGCUUACACUGCUCCUAGUCACUUCUCCUCUGUCCGUCUCUCUGUCAGUAUAUCUGCCUGGCUGUGUGUGUGUUUGCCUUUUUUUUUUAUUGCUAUCGGCACUGCUUUGUCUGUUGCCAUUGCUGUUCAAGCUGCUUUUGUUUGCUAUCGGCACUGCUUGUGUUUGUCUUCGCGAAUGCACUCGGAACUGGAAUGGUCGGUAGGAUGGUCCCAUCCAGAACAGAGGAAUGAGAUCAGCAGCGGGCCGCCGGGGGCCGCAGGGAGGAUGAAGAUCAUUUUGUGCUUGGCACUGGUGGCAGUGAUGAUGUUGGCAGUGAUGGGUGCAGCCAAGUUGUCGGAAAUGACCGUGAAGUUUUGGGCGGGUCGUAGCAAAAGCACCUUCAUGAAGAUGGUCGUCUUGAUGCUGGCGAUUGCGAUGAGGCGGCGUCUUAUGGGAGCCAAAAUUUUGGAUACAGAUUGGAUCUUGCAAGCGGAAUCGCCAGCGUUGCUAAUAAGGAGAUAGUGAUCAUCAUUAUCUUGAGGGUGAGAUGAGUUGGUGGUCUUUGUUCCAUCAUGUCAUACACUUGUUUAACUGUCCCCAUUAGUUCAGACCCAUACACACAUCCACACCCAUGCGUGCACACACACACACACACACACACACACACACACACACACACACACACACACACACACACACACACACACACGCACGCACACACGCACACAGAGACACACAGAGAGAGACAAACAGACACACACACACAUUGAGGCAGAGGCCUGGCUUACCUACGUGGUUGGUAGCGCUAGCUUGCUUACUCGCUGGGUGUAAAUGCCCGUAUUAUGUAUGUUGACGAUGGUUAUGUGGAUCUUCAUUGGAGCCGAAAUGUGUAAUAAAUACUAUAGGGCGGCUGCCCUGCCGUAGCGUCAAGAAGGCAGCUUUUUUUGACACUGCUUUCUUGAGGGAGAUACACACGGGGGGAAAGGCAGGAGGUGGGAAGGAGAAGGAGAGGGUGGGGGGGGGGGGGGGGGGGGGGGAAGGAAGCGAGAUAUUUUGGCAGAGCCACUGGGCUGAGGUGCUUUGUAUGUAAAUUGGGGGUUGGGUGUUUUGGUACGAGAUAUGUGAACGUCCUGGCCGUCAGAUCUUCAACAUUGUGCGAAAACUAUUCAGGGCAUCGGGAGCUUCCUUCAUGUUAUUAGACAAUUGUUAGUCUGAGGCCAGGAACUCAAUGACCAGACCAAGGCCAAGUAGUGUUCAUUCACGCCAAGUUCUGAGGAUGGCAAGGAGUAAACGGUUCGGUCAUUCCUUUGAAAGUCCAUCUCAGCCUAUGCGAUAUGCGGUGCACUCGCUCUCUUGAGAAACCAGCCCAGCUUGCCCUACGCUUUCCACGAUGAUAUGUGCCUGAGGCUUGAAGAAUCCAAGUGCCAGUUGGUUGUCAAUCUAAGUCGAAGAAGAGAGAAACUUUCACUUUGCGUUGCUGCUUUCUGCGCCAGGAACCGUGCUUUCGCAAAAUUGCGGCGUAGGGGUAUAUGGCAUGAGGAGGGAGCGUUUUUGUGCACGUUUUGCCAGGUAUGUGUGGAGGGGAUAUUCUUCUUGCAAAUCGUGGGAGUCUGCGCAGUGAAGAAGGGCGUACGAGUCAUGAAUGUGAGACUUCUUUAGGGUCUCGAGUCCCUCUCUCAUGGGUAAAGAUGUUUGUUUGCAGUUUUGCUGUAUAGAACCGGGUUGUAGUCGUGCUAUCGACGUGGAUUCUGUUCAGGCAUGUCUCGAGCGAGGAGAGGGAUAGAUCUCGGGCAUAUAUGCAUGGAUGGCCAUCGUGGAAGUAUUAGCUGGACUGCUGUUUUUCCCCAAAGGUGGGUGUUUCACUUUCCUUAUCUUGUGCAUAUUUUGCUGAAGUGCUUGACGGAUUGCCCUGUAUUGUGUCGCCGUCAGCUCAUUUCUGCUCUGAAUUUUCCUUGAAAUAUUUUUUUCCAAGUUUUGUGGCAAUUUAUACGCCAGUGACUACUCGAUAAAGAACAAUAUUUUUUUGAAUAUUUUUCCAAGUUCGUGAACUGAAUGGACUAUAUGGGAAUGCAUAUGCAAUGGCCACUCCUGCACUGUAGAAAAAAAUCAUACACGGCCACGUUAACCAACAACCUAUUUAUGAUCUGUAAGUCUGCUAAUAACAUUGCCCUGUUUUUUAUUUUGUGAAAAGACAAACUCUCUGUCAUCAAAUAUGGAAUAAGUAGAGGGCCUACACGCCAUAUUUUUUUUAUUUUAUUUUUUUAAAUAACUGGACCUUACGAUCCUUGGUCCUUUUCCAUUCUGGGGAGCGUCGGUCCGGUUCCUAUUCCACCGGCAAGUCUGAGUAAACAUUGCAACAAAUA
Chara braunii is the source of this 3127-nucleotide messenger RNA. The record is from the annotation of a GenBank genome assembly. Lineage: Eukaryota; Viridiplantae; Streptophyta; Charophyceae; Charales; Characeae.